This is a messenger RNA of Diaporthe batatas, 2469 nucleotides long. RefSeq lists its product as uncharacterized. The record is from RefSeq and is a predicted model, not a curated record. Bases 1 to 2469 code for a protein of 822 amino acids. NCBI's taxonomy places the organism in Eukaryota, Fungi, Ascomycota, Sordariomycetes, Diaporthales, Diaporthaceae. The transcript is spliced from 2 exons.
AUGGACCCAAUCUCGGCCCUGAGUCUAGCGGCGAACAUCUUCGCCGUCAUCAGCUUUUCUGGCGAGGUGUUAAAGACCGCGAGACAGAUCCAUGCCAGUGGGGCGACUGAACACCACACUGAGCUCGCGGUGCUUGCCACCGGCAUGCGGGGCACAGCAAGACGUCUGACCGUCUCGCUUAGAAGCUCACAGAACGAUGUGGACGACACCCGUGUGAAAAAAGCUGACAGGGAGCUGAUCCAACUUGCCCUUGAAUGCGAGAAGCUGGGGUCCCACCUAUCCAGCCUGCUCGACACCAUCGGGUCCACGGAGUCAUCGAAAUGGGGAACGAUAAGGAAGACGUGGCAGACGAUUCUGAGCAAGAGUGAGAUAGAGAGGAAGGAAAAGAGCCUAGAGGCAAUGCGUGGUCAGCUAAACCUCGGGAUCACGGUCAGUCUCCGCGAGAGGAUCGACGCCGAGGCAGACUUGAGCCGCGACAGGUUCAGGGCCCUCGACAAACAGACAAAAGACAUCGCUAUGAACUUUCUUCAAAGUCAGCACGGUAUGAACGCGAUCAUGCAACAACAGACAAGAAAUCAUCAAGAGAUCAUGGCCAGACUAAAUGGCCAGAAUCACCCAUCAGACCCAGAUGGAGAUUAUUACAGCCCCCGCGCCUCAGCUUCACGGGCUAUGAUGCGCAAGCUCCAUCGAGUAAAGCGUGUCUUUCAUAGCUCGCUCUGGUACGAAACGAUGGAGGACAGAGAGCAGACCAUACUUCCCGCAUACAACCGCACGCUGAACUGGAUCUUCAAGAGCGAAGGCUCGCCUAGACGAGAAAGAUUACCCUGGGAUGACUUCAACAACUUUUUGUCUAAGGACUCCGGAACCUACUGGGUGACCGGCAAGGCAGGUUCUGGCAAGAGCACCCUGAUGAAGUUUGCCAAUCUCAACCCGAGUCUAGAUGCUGCCCUGCAAACGUGGGCUGCUGGACGCCCGCUAGUCAAGGCCUCUUUCUACUUCUACUACUUGGGAACGACCAUGCAGAAGUCUCUUGCUGGACUGUUGAGGUCAAUAGUCCUAGCAUUGAUCAAAGCCGAUCAACAUUCCGCGAACGAACGGAGGAAGCCUUCCAAAAAGAAUGGGGUCGUCAGCGCCAGGGAUGAUCCUACAAUCCAAGAUCUGGAAGAUUCUAUGGCAACCAUCAAACUUGGCUUCCCCGAACGGUACGACUUUCUCAUGUCGUCGACUGAAAAUGCAGAGCUAUUUCAGCCAACCCUACCCGAGCUAGAAACUGCAUUGGAGAACAUCAUCAAAGGAUCACCAGAUACGUGCUUCUUCCUCUCGAUCGAUGGUUUGGACGAGUACGAUGCAGGGACGGUCGAUAUGAGCCAGCUAGUCGAGUCCAUGAAGGCGAUCUGCAAGUCCAGGAAUGUCAAGUCAGUUCUGUCCAGUAGGCCGUGGCCAGUCUUCGAGGACGCGUUCGCCCAAUGUCCGAAACUUCGUCUUCAUGACCUUACUCACGCCGACAUACGGUUCUACGUCACGGAUAAGAUGAGAUCUCACCCUAAUAUGCAAGAUCUAUUGGUAUCUUCCAAGGAGGAAUCAGACGCUUUGAUCGAGGAGGUUAUUGAAGCGUCAGCCGGUGUCUUCCUCUGGGUUCGACUGGUCAUUCAAGACCUUUUAGAAGGGCUGAUUAAUAGCGACAGUAUACCAGAUUUGCAAAUACGUCUGCGUGGGCUACCAAAGGACCUUGAAGAACUUUAUGGCGUUAUGCUAAGAAGAACACCGGCCGCAUACAGGACUCAGACGUCACGUCUCCUCCAGCUCGCCUUGUCAGGGUGUAAAGACGAGUGGGAAUUGAGCCCUCUAGGCCUUCACUACGCAUUAGAGUUGGACGAGGAUGCGGUAUUGCGGGCUCCUAGAAAGCCUCUGACCAGAUCUGAGAAGAGGAUCGCUCUCAAAACUCUGGUCCGCCGUCUCCAGAGCCGAUGCAUGGGGUUCGUGGAGGUGAUCCCGUUCCAGGCCAAGACGCUGGGAAAUAGAUUCUUCAAGCCCAGAACAGCUUCUGUCGGGCCAGACAGGUACGACAGUGGAGAAAAUCUCAAGGUCGUGCGUUUCGUCCACCGGUCAGCCACAGACUUCUUACUCAAGCCAGACAUGUGGCGCGAGUUUGUCGAGGAAUGGGGAGCAGCAAAAGUAUCUGAUUUCGACCCGUCAACUGCAUUGAUGGCCUCAGCGGUACACGCAGUGAAGAGGUUCCGCUACGACACCACCCAAGAGUCCCUGGAUACUCUGGGCCGACUGGCCCUCUACGCCGGCCGACGAGCUCUUCUGGCCGAGGAAAGUACCGGGCUAGCCUCCCCGAGACUUUUGCUUGAGCUGGAUCGGGUGAUGAAAAGAUACUACGAGAAGUUCAAGGACAAACACGAGACACAAGACGGUAUCCUUCCGUACGCAUUGCGACUGUCAUUGGUCAACGCUCUGCUUUGA